UACGAAAUCAGCGGAUACCAAUUACAAGCUACUUGUAUAGUUGUAUCCGCAUCACCGCAUGAACACUAGCCACCUGAGCCCAAAGACUUCCAUUAAAUGAAACAAUAGCGACUGAGUGAGUAUAAGCUAUAACUGGUGCGCGGGAAGCUGAAAAGCAAGAAGAAAUCUAGAAAAAUGGUGACGAUGGAAGAUGCAGCAGCAAAGUUGAACAAAAAUGGCGAAGAAGAAAUUGCAAAUGCGAAGGUAGAAGAAGAAGAAGAUGACGAACACGAUUGCAAAGAGAGGGUUUUGCAAAAGUACUUCCUUCAAGAAUGGAAUGUCGUCAAAUCCAUUCUCGACGACAUCGUUUCCGCCGGUCGCGUCUCCGAUCUUUCCUCCGCUUACAAGAUCCGCACCAUUAUGGACAAGUAUCAGGAGGAAGGACAGCUAUUGGAGCCUUACCUUGAAACCAUAGUUUCUCCGUUGAUGUUCAUCAUCCGUUCCAAAAUAAUUGAUCUAGGAACAGAUUCGGAUGAAAUUCUUGAAGUGGUUAAGCCUGUUUGCAUUAUUAUUUAUACCUUAGUUACUGUUUGCGGACACAAAGCUGUUACCAAGUUCUUCCCACACCAGGUUUCUGACUUAGAACUUGCUGUAUCUCUCCUAGAGAAGUGCCAUGCAACGAAUACGACAACAUCCCUGCGCCAUGAGAGUACUGGGGAGAUGGAAGCAAAAUGUGUUAUACUAUUGUGGCUAUCUAUACUUGUUCUGGUUCCUUUUGACAUUUCUUCUGUUGAUACAAGUAUGGCACAAACUGGCCAUUUGAAGGGAGAUGAGCCACCACCUCUGGUACUAAGAAUAUUGGAAUUCUCCAAGGACUAUCUUUCAAAUGCGGGUCCCAUGCGUACCAUUUCUGGCCUGCUACUCUCAAGACUUUUGACACGGCCUGAUAUGCUGAAGGCUUUUACCAGCUUCACUGAAUGGACUCAUGAAGUAUUGUCUUUGUCAUCGGAUAAUGUCAUGGACCAUUUCCGUUUGCUUGGUGCCGUGGAAGCUUUGGCUGCAAUUUUAAAGGCUGGUAGCAGAAAAGUCCUACUUGACGUGGUACCAAUUGUCUGGAAUGAUGUAUCUGCAUUGAUGAAAUCUAGUGUGGCAGGUCGAAGCCCUUUGCUUCGCAAGUAUCUUGUGAAGCUCACUCAGAGAAUUGGUCUUGUUUGCCUUCCUCAUCGUUCUCUAUCUUGGCAUUAUAAGGGUAAAGUUGCAUCUCUGGGACAGGAUCUAUUAGCCAAUAAUGCGAAAAGUACAGAUCACUGCAGUCAUGGUGUUGAUAUGAAAUCAUCUAAAAAUCAAAGCAUGAUCAGUGAAGAAGACGAAGAAAUGGAUGUUCCAGAAGUUGUAGAAGAGAUUAUUGAAGUGCUACUGACUGGCUUGAAAGAUACGGACACUGUUGUUCGUUGGUCUGCAGCGAAAGGUAUUGGCCGUGUGACCUCACGUCUCACAUUUUCCCUCUCAGAUGAAGUCCUCUCAUCUGUGCUGGAGUUAUUUUCACCACGCGAGGGAGAUGGUUCGUGGCAUGGAGGCUGCCUAGCUCUGGCUGAGCUUGCUCGUAGGGGAUUGCUGUUGCCAAUUAGUCUUACAAAAGUUGUCAAUGUUGUUGUUAAGGCAUUGCACUAUGAUGUUCGAAGGGGUCCGCAUAGUGUUGGGGCGCACGUACGUGAUGCUGCUGCCUAUGUUUGUUGGGCAUUUGGUCGUGCAUAUUAUCACGCUGACAUGAGAAGCAUACUGGACCAACUCGCUCCUCAUCUGUUGACAGUUGCUUGUUAUGAUCGUGAGGUAAAUUGUAGAAGAGCAGCUGCUGCAGCCUUUCAGGAAAAUGUAGGGAGACAAGGAAAUUAUCCGCAUGGUAUUGACAUUGUGAAUACUGCAGAUUACUUUGCUCUUUCAUCACGCGUGAAUUCGUAUCUCAAUGUGGCUGUCAGCAUUGCUAAGUAUGAGGGGUAUCUUUCCCCUUUUGUGGAUGAACUGCUAACUAGCAAAAUGUGUCACUGGGAUAAAGGCUUGAGGGAACUUGCUGCUAAAGCCCUUUCUGACCUUGUAAAUUAUGAUCCAGAGCAUUUUGCAAACUCUGUUCUGGAGAAAAUAAUACCUAGCACUUUAUCGACCGACUUGUGCAUGCGUCAUGGUGCAACAUUAGCAGCUGGAGAAGUUGUUUUGGCUCUGCAUAAGUGUAGUCAUACCCUUUCUGCGGAGAAGCAGAAACAACUUGCUGGUGUUGUUCCUGCUAUUGACAAGGCACGCCUUUAUCGUGGAAAGGGUGGAGAAAUAAUGCGUGCAGCUGUUUCUCGGUUCAUUGAGUGUACCUCUAUAGCUCAUGUACUAUUACCUGAUAAAAUAAAAAGAAGUCUGCUUGACACACUUAAUGAGAACCUGAGGCAUCCAAAUGCUCAGAUACAGCUAGCUGCGGUUGGUGCCUUGAAACACUUUGUUCCAGCGUACCUUCAACCGACGAACGGUAAAGGUACUUCUGAUAUAACAGCAAAAUAUAUCGAGCAGCUGAGUGAUCCUAAUGUAGCGGUAAGACGAGGCUCUGCAUUGGCACUUGGUAUUUUGCCUUCUGAAUUUCUUGCUAAAAGAUGGAGGGAGGUACUCACAAAGCUUUCUAAGUCAUGUGAAAUUGAGGAAAAUCUUGAAGAUCGGGAUGCUGAAGCACGGGUAAAUGCUGUCAAAGGUCUUGCUGCUGUGUGUGAAAUUUUGGCUGAAUCAAGAGCAUCUGCGCAUUUUGAAGAGGAUGAUAUGCCACUUUUUCUUCUCAUCAAGAAUGAGGUUAUGAGGAGUUUGUUUAAAGCCCUUGAUGAUUAUUCUGUGGACAAUAGAGGUGAUGUUGGUUCUUGGGUUCGUGAGGCUGCUAUGGAUGCCCUUGAGAGGUGUACUUAUAUACUUUGUAGGAGAGAUGCUAUAGGUUCUCAAAGUGAUAUAGAAGAAUCGUCACACGUUUCAGAACAUUAUGCAAUCAGGAAAAACCAGAUGAACUCAUUAUUUGAUGAAGAGCUUGCUAUCAGUUUAGUUGGAGGAAUUCUGAAGCAAGCUGUAGAAAAAAUGGACAAGUUAAGAGAAUUUGCUGCCAAGGUUCUUCAAAGGAUUCUUUACAACAACAAAAUAUCCAUCCCCUUCAUACCUUACAGGGAAAAGUUGGAGGAAGUUAUACCUACUGAUACAGAUUUAAAGUGGGGGGUACCUACACUCUCAUAUCCUCGUUUUAUACAGUUGCUUAAGAUUAGUUGUUACAGUAGAUCUUUACUCUCUGGACUGGUUGUAGCAAUUGGUGGGUUACAGGAGUCUCUUGGAAAAGCAUCACUUGCAGCUUUGAUAGAUUAUCUGCAAAUGACCAAAACCCAAAAUGUUGAUGAAAGAGUCUCACGGGAGCUCAAUUUUUCCACAGACAUACUUUGGGUCCUGCAGGAAUAUAAAAAAUGUGAUCGAGUCAUCACACCUACUAUGAAGACUAUAGAGAUUCUCUUCAGUAAGAAGUUCUUCCUAAGCAUGGAGGCCCAUACAGCAGCGUUCUGUGCAGGACUAUUGGAUUCAAUUAAAAUGGAGUUGCGGGCGUGUAAGGACUUCACAAAAUUGUAUUCAGGAAUUGCCCUACUUGGUUAUAUUGCAUCAAUUUCAGAACCAAUUAACAUACAAGCCUUUUCCCAUCUGCUCUCUUUCCUUGGGCAUCGAUAUCCUAAGAUUCGGAAGGCUUCAGCUGAACAAGUGUAUCUUGUCCUACUACAAAAUGGAAAUUUGGUGCCUGAAAACCAGAUGGAGAAAGCUCUUGAACUUAUUUCCGAAACCUGUUGGGAAGGUGACUUAGAAGAAGCAAAGCAACAAAGAUUACAAUUAUACGAGCUAGCUAGUCUAGAUCCUGGUCCGCUUCUUAAAGGCAGCUCUGGUGUGUCUAAAAAGGAUAUGGAGCAAAAGCAGUCGAUUUAUGAUGAACAUGCUUCGUACUCUGCUUUAGUUGAAUCAUCAGGUUUUUAAAUGUAAUAAUCUAUUUGUACUUUGCAGUCUGCAACUCUGCAUUCAUAAUUGAGAGAGUCAGAAAUCAGAAUGCCAAUCCCUCUUUUGGUCUACAAAUGUUCUGAGGAAAAUAGAUGGGGUUUCAGUUUCAACCUUGAAAUAUGUAUACAUGAUUAAAUAUGUUUUAUGAUAUGAAGCAUUGCAGCAAUAAUGGCGCAUUGUAAAUGUAACUUUUACGAUUCACUAUUGAUAAAUGUACAAAAUUAUCAAGCAAUACACAACUUAAGUAAUCCUUAAUUCCUUAUA
Spinacia oleracea (spinach) is the source of this 4284-nucleotide messenger RNA. Its product is annotated as tubulin-folding cofactor D. Lineage: Eukaryota; Viridiplantae; Streptophyta; Magnoliopsida; Caryophyllales; Amaranthaceae. Gene Ontology annotation, molecular function: beta-tubulin binding; GTPase activator activity. The record is from RefSeq and is a predicted model, not a curated record. The transcript has 17 exons. Bases 175 to 3999 code for a protein of 1274 amino acids. Gene Ontology annotation, biological process: tubulin complex assembly; post-chaperonin tubulin folding pathway; microtubule cytoskeleton organization.